This is a messenger RNA of Auanema sp. JU1783, 1374 nucleotides long. NCBI's taxonomy places the organism in Eukaryota, Metazoa, Nematoda, Chromadorea, Rhabditida, Rhabditidae. The record is from the annotation of a GenBank genome assembly.
AUGAGCUCCAGUCCCGAACUUGUAAUCAGUGAAGAGGAGUUGAGAAUCAUCCAAGAACACAUUUAUGGAAGAUAUGGAGAAUUUCCGGAAGUGGACGUUGGAGAUGAGAUUGUUCAAUGUACAAGUGGAGUACUGGGUAGCUUACAAGUUGAACUUUUUCGUUUGGUUAUGCUUACUAUGUGCCAAAGACUCAUCCAACUGACAUGCUUCCCUGAUUUAAUUAAACUGCUAUUCAUCAUAUGCUGCGGGGUUUAUGCUUUAUGUGACUUCGUCAAAAAUGAUCAUCUUUUUAACAUUGUACUACUCUUCCCUGCAGCAUGUCUCGUGUAUAUUCUCGCUGCACCAUUGCCCAAGAAAGGAUUGUUCGUAACACUUUUCUCCAUGGCCCUACUCAUCUCCUUAGAAGCAAGGUAUGAUGCUUCAGAAACUUCAGCCAUCAGGGGUAUAUUAAUGUCCUUAAUUAUGCGGUUAUCAUCAUUCGCAUUCGAUUAUGAGAAUGGAAUCAUACCUCUGACUGGAACCAUUUCAUAUUUUGCCUACUUGUUCAAUCCGGCAGCUAUUAUAUUCGGACCUUUCUGUACUUUCAUCGAUUUCGUUGAGACCUUCAGAAAGAACUCUUUCAAAAGAGAAUUGUAUGUAUGGAUCGUCUCUUUCGUAUGCAUAGUAUUAUCCCUCUGCUCUGUUCUUCUAUCAUCAUGUUCUUCUAUUUUCGAAACAGAAUCUAUGCUUAUUAACGAUUAUAUCGGAGCUUUCAGCUUCCGAACCAGCCAUUACUUCAUAUGUCUCUUCUCCCAAGGUCUCUUUUGGCUGACUGGAGGUACUGGAUGGGUUGUUCAUCCUAUGAGCGUAGAAGCUCCCCGUUCUGUGGUUGACAUAGUAGUUGCUUGGAACAUUCCGAUGCACAAAUACCUGAAAAACUAUGUUUAUAAGCCGGUGGGUCAACUCGGACAUACGUCGCUAGCUAUCGGUUUGACGUUCUUAGUUAGUUCCCUCCUACAUGGUUUGAACAUCAAACUGUCUUUGGUUUUGCUCUCUCUGGGUUAUCUAACGUGGGUAGAGUCAGUCCUCCGGUACAGGCUGAGCAAUGUUCUAUCAGCAUGCAUAAGAGCCCGUCCCUGUGUUGACGAUUGCAAUCAUUUAAGGAAAUAUAACAAUUGGUUUACCAGAGCAGCCAAUGGUUUCUUUGCCCUUCUAGCGGUUUAUCACCUUAUUUAUUUGGGAAUGAUCUUCGAUGGACAGGACGUCGAACAUGAUACAUUCUAUGCUGUUUUCACAAAAUGGUCUAGUCACAGCUUCGCAAGUGUGAAGAUAGCCUUAGUAGCUCAUGUAACUCUAUUGGUAGUUCAGCAACUGUUCCCUCCUAGUGAUUCCUAG